GGUGGCAGCGUGCUUGCGCAGUGCCGCUGCCGGUGGAGAGUGAGUCGUGGCCUCCUCCCUCAGCCCGCCAUGGGUGACGCGUGCCGGAGGGCGGAGUCGGGCACUCAGCUACUUGCGCGACUUGAGGGCAGAAGUUCUCUGAAGAACCUUGAACCCUAUCUGUUUGCUGAGGAAGGAUCUCCCGUGCAUGGAGACGUCAUUGAAUUCCACGGUCCAGAAGGAACAGGGAAGACAGAAAUGCUUUAUCACCUCAUAGCCCGCUGCAUCACUCCAAAAUCAGGAGGAGGACUGGAAGCGGAAGUCCUGUUCAUUGACACAGAUUACCAUUUCGAUAUGCUUCGGCUCGUUACCAUUCUGGAGAACAGACUGGCGCAGAGGACAGAAGAGAUGAUAAAGCAGUGCCUGGGGAGGCUGUUUCUGGUGAACUGCAGCAGUAGUGCUCAGCUGCUCCUCACUCUCUACUCUUUAGAAAACAUGUUUUGCACUCACCCUGCUCUCUGCCUUUUGAUUUUAGAUAGCAUCUCAGCUUUUUAUUGGAUAGACAGAAACGAUGGAGGGGAGAGCCUUACCUUGCAGGAGAUGAAUCUGAAGAAAUGUGCUAACUUGCUUGAAAAGCUGGUGAGAGAGCAUCACUUAGCUCUCUUUGCCACCACACAGAUGCUUAUGCAGAAAUCUACAAACGCUGCAGAAAGCUUCUUUCCUUUAAAACUUCAACACGAAACUGAUCCAGACUAUCGACCUUAUCUUUGUAAAUCAUGGCAACAAAUGGUAACCUACAGGGUGUUUUUCUCUAAGCAAUGUAGUUCUGGCAGCAGCAAAGGUUUUACAGUCGUUUCUUGCCACCUCAAAAGAAACCAUGUAGUAAAGAGUUCAUUUAAUAUUGCAGAAUGUGGAGUUCAAUUUUAGCUUCAGGUUUGGGGUUUUUUAAACGUGUAGCAAAUCCUGGUGCUUAAGGCCUGAUGAGGUCUAAGUAGUUUUUAGUACCUUUUAAACUAGGUUGGAUUUUGCUGGGUGAUUAAGAAUUUUUGUCACCAUCAUCUUAAAAUUGAGUGAUUGGCAGGAAAUGGUAAAACAUUUUUUAAUUACUGUAGAUGUUCAGUCCAAACGAGCAAGGAAUGUUGAAAUUACUUGUUUGUGCUUAAUGUGUAAAGAGAUUAAAUCAAGCAAAUUAUAACUCAAGACUUUUAAAGCUCCCUGGAUCCUUCAGGAACCUCACUGAUGCAAUAUACCCCCAAAUGCACCGACUUCAGUCCUGGGUUGUAACUGCUUUGCACUCCUCCUCUUCCAACCUACAGGAAUAGGUGCCUCAAGUUGUCUUGGGGAGACUGCAAAAAGCAGAGUGUUUACUCUUUGUAACUGUUGCUCUUGGUUUAUUCCCAGUAGCCUAGGGCAUAGAACUGCAUUCACUACUUCACCUGAAGAAGAGGAUUCAUUUUCACAGCGUGUUAAAUAGGGGUAAUCCUGACCACACUUCUCCAAGCCCACAGUCUCUUUGUCUACGUGAGCCUGUGCAGAAGCAAGGAUUGCAGGUGUUUCCACCCUUAUAAGCAGCUGGGUUUGAAGAAUCUAUAGUGAUCGCAGCAAUGGAGGUCUCAUUUCCAUAACUGAGUGAAAACUCAAGACCCAGCUCUGGGUCCCUACGAGUUGGUGCUGCAUACAGCAGACAGUUUGGUCUUAGAAAAUAAUGAAGCCUCCAGGCACCUUCCCAACAGUCAGCACUUCACUCUAAAAGCACUCUCACAGCUUGCUACGUCGGAACCAUGCUUUCCUGGAAGUGGAUUGUUUUCUCCUUUGCUGAGAGUUUAUGCCGAUACCCUUUAUUACCAGCACAGACUGGGGUACCCGAGUGCAGAAGAUGGCACCUCUGUGGCACAUCAGUGUGACUGGCAAAUAGCUUUGGAGCCUUUGUUCUCUUUGCAAUUGGGAGCAAUGCCACACUGGAGUGGAUGAUUUUGAAGAAAGGCGGCUGUGACUUUCCUAGGGAGAAGUUUGGCAGUCUUCCCUCUGCUUUCCCACACUGCUUUGCAUCAUGCCCCAACCAACUGGUCGGUGUACCUGUGUGGGCCCCACUGCUCAAGGAUAGCAGUGACAAGAUGUCACAGCCAUGCCAAAUGCUGGUGAACAGCCAUGUUCUGGAUCUUGGCACUCUCCCACUGCAGGAGUUGGCACAAUCACUACAGUUUUUAAUUUAAACCAUUUGCCAGGCUUUUUUCUCAGAUAUCUCACUGGGCCUGUGCUAAAGACCUCCUAGCCCUUGGGGGAGAGAGAGGAAAGAGAAGAAAUCUGGGGUUUUGAGUAUAGGAUGGGCAAGAUUUUUAGUCUGUUUCCACACAAAAAAAAGAGGCCAGACAAGGCCAGAAGGUUCCUGGCAGUGGCAGGUGGAUGUCAAGGCCUCGAAGGUGGUUUGGUGAAGGUCAAGAGCAGACUCUACAUCUCCCUUACCAACUGUCUGUAUUGUGAAGGGCUGAACAGGAUUUUUGCCUUAGAAUACCAACAUCCUCAUACGUUGUUGUACAGCUGAGAGAGAAGACCAUGCUAUGGUGGGCAGUGCUGUCUCUGAAGUGCAUCUCAAAAGCUGUGCUGACUCCAUCACUGACAGUUCUAUCUCCAGCCCCACAUAGCCAUAGACUCCCAGCCUUCUCCUCUGUCACACGAACCACAGUGCUGCAGAGAUGAGGGACUGUCAUAGCAUUUGCCUUUGCUGGAGGUGAGUGAUCUGGUGUGUUGGUGAGUGGCACUGGGCAGUGUCAUCUGGGGCAGGCCUGAGCCACGUUUUCCAGCUUCAACUGUCCUCUGCAUAUCCAAUGUGAUGGCACUGGUCAGGAAACAACUGCUCAGGCAAUAGCAAGUCCAGUGCCUUUGAAGAGCAGGUCCCCCAGACCUCCAGCUGCAGACCCAUCCUCCAGACUCACUCAGCACUUCAGUAGCACCAUCCCUGAGCUCCCAGAUGACCCCCAACCCUUCUCCUGUGUGCUCACCAGGUUCAACAAAGAAUCCUUUUCACAGAAGUGCACAACUUGAAAUGUUAUCCCACAGUCCUCUGUCAUGGGUUUGUGGGAGCUGCUUUUUGCUUGGUAACAAGGAGGGAGCUGCAGUGCUGGUCCCAGUAAGCAGUUCUCGAAACAUCCCCUCGCUCUGAGGUGGAUCCACAUCUAGUCCCGCCUAGCCAAUUUUGCACCUUUGCCAGCACUAUUUAAGGAGGGAAAUAUGAGCCAGAGGAGUGGUACAAGAUGGAGGCAACCACAUGGACCCCACAGUCAGAGAAGGAGGAAGGAAGGAGGAGCACCAGACCAGAGACCCCUCUGCAAGCUGUGGCAAGAACGCAGGCUGUACCCCUGCAACCCAUGGAGGAUCAUGGCAAGACUGAGAGCCACCAGCAGCUCCGUGUGAGUGCACCCAGACGGGCGAGGGACUGUGUGAGGAGGUGGCCAUGGCACAGGCCGUGCUGGAGCCUUUGGGCCACAGAGCAGCCCCACAUGAGAGGCAGAGAGGAGCUGCAGCCUUUGGGAUGAACGUAUGUCGGAGCAGCCUGUACAGGGCUGCUGUGCAUGCCUGGGAGGGACCCCACGCUGGAGCAGGGAGGAUGGUGAGGAGUCCACCUGCCUUGAGGAGAGACAAAUGGCAGGAGCCAUCAGGAAUAGACUGACUGAAACCUCCAUUCCCUGCUCCCCUGAGCCGUUCAGCAGGGGAGGAGAAAAGGACACGGGGAUCAGGGCUCUGAGUCUUGCAAGAGGGGAGGGGUGAGGAGAAGGUGGUCUUAAAGAGCUGGUUGUGCUCUUCAUCAUUGUACCACUCUGCGGUGUUUUCUGUUUGCUAUGUUUUGGGGUUUUAGGUUUUUGGUUGGUGGUGGAUUAAAUUAAUUUCUGUUUUC
Colius striatus (speckled mousebird) is the source of this 3871-nucleotide messenger RNA. RefSeq names its product X-ray repair cross complementing 2 (gene XRCC2). The coding region runs from base 70 to 906 and encodes 278 amino acids. Gene Ontology annotation, biological process: DNA strand invasion; double-strand break repair via homologous recombination. The record is from RefSeq and is a predicted model, not a curated record. The transcript is spliced from 4 exons. Gene Ontology annotation, cellular component: Rad51B-Rad51C-Rad51D-XRCC2 complex; centrosome; replication fork. Lineage: Eukaryota; Metazoa; Chordata; Aves; Coliiformes; Coliidae. Gene Ontology annotation, molecular function: ATP binding; four-way junction DNA binding; ATP-dependent DNA damage sensor activity.